This is a messenger RNA of Penicillium macrosclerotiorum, 3810 nucleotides long. Its product is annotated as putative cation chloride cotransporter. The transcript has 3 exons. Bases 1 to 3810 code for a protein of 1269 amino acids. NCBI's taxonomy places the organism in Eukaryota, Fungi, Ascomycota, Eurotiomycetes, Eurotiales, Aspergillaceae. Gene Ontology annotation, molecular function: potassium:chloride symporter activity. Gene Ontology annotation, cellular component: membrane. The record is from RefSeq and is a predicted model, not a curated record. Gene Ontology annotation, biological process: potassium ion import across plasma membrane; cell volume homeostasis; chloride transmembrane transport.
AUGUCUCGCCGACGCCCGAACUUCUCGACUCGGACCGCUGAAGAAGACGUCGCGCGUCUGGACCCAAAUGAGUCUGGGACUUCGCCCUCAGGGGACCGGGCGCGGCUGUUACACUGGCCAGCACACUCGUGGUUCCGUCACCAGCAGUCGGACCCUGAGUCCCCAGACCACCGUCAUGCAUUCUGGGCGAGCCCUUUUCGUGGCCUCUCACAGUGGUGGAAUAAGAAGAAAGUACAUGAAGAAGAGCUUGGAGGCACUGGUGACAACACUCUGCGGCGGACAUCUUUGUCGACAGGCCCUCUGCGCGAUAGCAGCGCCGACAAGAAGGAUAAGCCUGGAUAUCGGUCUCGUUCGAUCGAGGAACAGAAGAAGCUUGGCACGUUCUCUGGCGUUUUUGUUCCCACAACGUUGAAUGUGCUGAGCAUCUUGAUGUUCCUGCGCUUUGGCUUCAUUCUAGGUCAAGCUGGGUUACUUGGCAUCCUAGGACUUCUCCUGAUUUCGUACUUGAUCAACCUGAUUACAACCAUGUCGCUUUCUGCUAUUGCCACCAACGGUACUGUUCGAGGCGGUGGGGCGUACUACUUGAUAUCUAGGUCACUCGGCCCUGAGUUUGGCGGAUCUAUUGGCGUGGUAUUCUACCUGGGCUAUGUCUUUAAUACCGGCAUGAAUGCCGUAGGUCUGGUCGAUUGUUUUACCCAGAACUUUGGCACCAAGUCUGGUUCAUUGGCCAAUUUCCUGAUGGAAGGCUUUUGGUGGCAGUACCUCUGGGGCACAAUCAUCCUUAUUCUUUGCACCGCGAUCUGCCUGGCCGGAAGUUCCAUUUUUGCGAGAGCCAGCAACGGACUUUUGAUCUUGCUUCUCAUUGCGACCUUUAGCAUCCCGCUCUCUGCAAUAUUCAUGAAGCCAUUCUAUUCCCUCAAAGAGCAUGUCGAAUUCACUGGCCUGAGCUGGAACACUCUGGUGGACAAUCUGAAACCUCAUCUGACGAAAGGUGCUGCUGGCAGCCAGUUGAAAGGCCGAGAGAAUUUUCAGGAUCUUUUUGGUAUCCUGUUCCCCGCAACGGGCGGCAUCUUCGCUGGUGCGAGCAUGUCUGGCGACCUCAAAAACCCUAGCAAAGCCAUUCCAAAGGGUACCCUGGCAGGUCUCGCCUUGACAUUUAUCACGUAUACACUGGUCAUUGUUGCUAUGGCGGCUUCAAUCACCCGGCAAUCCUUCUACAACAAUGUCAAUGUGAUCCAAGUAGUUAACUUCUCGGACACAAUUAUUCUCCUAGGAGAGUUUGCAACCAGUUUCUUCUCUGCUCUUAUGGGUGUCAUUGGGUCGGCAAAGCUCCUGCAGGCCAUUGCUCGGGAUAGUCUCCUCCCUGGAUUCACGCUUUUUGGCCAAGGAACAAAGAAGAAUGACGAGCCAAUCUAUGCGAUCAUUGUCACGUAUAUCUUUGCGCAGGUCACAAUGCUGUUUGAUAUCAAUCGCAUCGCAUCCUUUGUGACAAUGACCUAUCUAAUGACAUUCCUGGUGACUAACCUAGCUUGUUUCCUGUUGAAGAUUGGAUCAGCGCCCAAUUUCCGACCUUCAUUUCAUUACUUCAACUGGCAAACUGCAGCGACGGGAACGCUUGUCAGUGGCAUCAGCAUGUUCUUCGUUGAUGGGCUCUACGCUACUGGAUGCGUGGGCAUCCUAUUCAUGCUCUUCUUGCUGAUACAUUACAGCUCGCCACCCAAACCGUGGGGCGAUGUCAGUCAAAGUCUGAUCUACCACCAGGUGCGCAAAUACUUACUCCGUCUGCGGCAAGAGCAUGUCAAAUUCUGGCGGCCACAGAUUCUGCUCUUUGUAAGUGACCUUGAUCGGCAAUACAAGAUGGUCUCUUUUUGCAACUCGUUGAAAAAGGGAGCCCUGUUUGUCCUCGGCCACGUCCUGGUGACGGAUGACUUUGCUGCGGCGGUUCCGGAGGCCCGUCGACAGCAGACUGCCUGGACGAAACUGGUAGAAUAUACGAAGAUCAAAGCCUUUGUCAAUAUUUCCGUGUCUCCUUCGGCAGAAUGGGGAAUCCGGAACAUCGUUUUGAAUUCAGGGCUGGGAGGCAUGAGGCCUAACAUCGUCGUGAUCGAUCAAUUCCGACAGGAUCAGUCUCUUGCGGAAGAUUUGUCUCUUGGUACGAGUCGCAGAGACUCUUCUAAAUCGAGACGCCGGUCCUCCGUCUUAGGCUCAAGACUAGACACGUCGAAUGACUCUGACGCAACUGGCAAAGGGAUGACGAGCCAGAAUUAUGUAACGAUUCUGGAGGACUUGUUAUUCCAGCUUCGCAUCAAUGUUGCAGUCGCCAAGGGAUUUGAAGAUCUCGAGUUGCCGGAUUUACAUGGCCGCCACACCAAGAAGUACAUCGAUCUGUGGCCUAUCCAGAUGUCUGCUGAACUGGGAGCGGACAACGAGAGCAAACAGAACGUUCUCACCACAAAUUUCGACACAUACACAUUGAUUCUUCAGCUAGGUUGUAUUUUGAACACCGUUCCUUCAUGGAAGAAGACGUAUAAAGUGCGGGUCGCAGUGUUCGUCGAAUAUGAGACCGAUGUGGAAGAUGAAAGAGGGCGGGUGGAGGCUCUGCUCGAGAAGUUGCGCAUCGAAGCCGAAGUGCUUGUGUUCUGGCUGGCUUGUGGAGAUGUCAAGGCGUACCGGAUUAUUGUGAAUGGCGAUACCUCCCCUGAGAUCGCUGAUGCGGAGGAGAACGUUCAUACUGUUCUGAAAGACGAAGAUUGGUGGCAAGGGGUCAUUCGAGCUCGCAAUCCCGAGAAUAUCCAUGACCAAGAGGAUGGGAGUGAGGAAAUCCAGCCUUUUGACAGAUCCUCUACUUGGCAAGGCCCGGCGAGCCAGGAGAGCGGGUACCGGCCCCAUAACCAGCGCGUUACUGGCCUCAGGAAGUUGAUCCAGUCGACUCGGCGCCGGAGGUCCGUGUCCAGCUUUAGGACACUGGGAAGUGUCAAUCUAGGCAUGCAGACCCAUCGCUUGCUGGAUGCCUUUGUUGAUUAUGACGGGGACAAUUCAUCGAGUGAGAGCAGCGAAGAGAGCGAUCUGGAGCCAUACCUCAGUGAUCCGGAGAUCUAUGAUGACGAUGACAAUGAAGAAGCUAUACAGGAAGACGUGGCAAGCAGUCGUAACGAAAGGGAGGGCGCUUCUCGACCUCUUGAACGCCCCCAGAGUGAUGACCGCAGCUCCAACUUAAGCCCAUCGUCUCGUCCACCGAUCCCAUCGGGCUCUUCCGCCAGCCAGGCAAUUCCAUCAAUCAUUGCGACGGGCGACGAUGCUUCUCCGAAGAGCAAAUCACCCAUGCGACGGCCCCCGAUGAGCCGCUCAGCAUCCAGCAAUCGGUUUAGCUCGUCCCCCAUCCCGGAAGCAAAGGUAAAUACCGAUGAGGGCGCAGGUCCGUCCAUCAUGUUCGCGCCGCAUGCCUCCCCUCCUCGCUUCCCGUCCAAGUUGGAGUCCAUCUACGCGCGGCGCCAGGCGGCAGUGUCGCCCACGGGCCCCGACACUCAGAGCAGCCAACCUGCGUCCGGCUUCCCUGGGCCCGCCUCGGUUCCCCUCUCAUUCAAUGACCUCCCCAGUCGUGCGCAGCAUCUGAUUCUGAACGAGUUGAUGGUUCAACAGAGUGGUGAGACAGCCGUCAUCUUCACGACUUUGCCGUCUCCCGUCGAGGGGACGUCGCGGGCCGAGGCGGACAGUGCGUCGUAUCUGAGUGACCUGGAGAUUCUAUGGCAAGGGUUGCCGCCGUGUCUGCUGGUCCACAGUAAUAGUAUGACAGUGACGAUGAAUCUAUAA